UCAUUCAUCUAGCUAACAUUGAAGGUUUAAGUUUGCAUUAUUUUUAGCGAUGCAUCGUGUGUAAGAAAUAAGGACAGAAGGUUAAAUUAUAAAGAACUGCAAAGAAAACGAAUAUUAUGUUGCAAGGAUGUUAUAAUUAUGAUGACUACAGAUAAGUGAAAUAACGCAAUCUUGAAUUAUUGUUACUGUUGCGUUAGUUUCUUGACAUUUCCUAAGAUAUUCAGUUGUAAGAUAAGUAGAGCUUUAAUUACUUGUAAGUGGUUUUCGAGUUGCCAAACAGAGAGUCAGACUGAUGAAAUAGGAGAGGACGUGGGACAUUGUUUUAUUGAAUCGGGAAUUAUUUGUUCGCAAACGUUGGAAACUUAUUAGUAAAAAAUGUAAAGUGUAAUACCAAUCUUGUGAUUUUUUAACGUUCGUAUUACAGGAAAAAAUAGAGAUCUAAGUUUAAACAUCAAAAUAAAGAAGUAUUGCAUUCUAUAGUUAACUAUAAUGGGAUACCAAAUAUUUCACCACGUGGGCAACCACUCUAAUCUGAUCGUCUUUCUGUUUAACUCACAUUGUUUUCAACUCGUGCUCAUUUAACAACCAAUUAUUGAUGUUAACAUCUUUUCAAACGGAUUGGUUAAUUAAGUGAACCAAACACGUUAGCCACAUUAUCUUUUAGAUUAAAAAAGGACCAACUGACGCAAGUUCUAGAUACACAAUUAUACGAUUAUCACAGCAAGAAUUCAAUUUUCUUGUUAUUGCCCAAUGUAUAAAUGAUAGCAAACAAAUCAAGAUCCGUGAAUUGAUUCAUUAAAGACAACCAUAACGUGAAAUACAGUAGUUUUUUUUGUCAAUUUGCAGAAAACGGAUUUCUUAGGGUAAUAAAACGGAGUAUGUGAUUUGUGUUGGAGUUUACACGGAUAGUUGUAUCAAUGGAAUUAAUGAUCGUCUGAGUUCUGGAGCAUAGUUAUGGGGAAUAAGCCUUCAAGAAAUUUGUGUAGACUCAGUAGGGAGUGUAAAGGCCGCGAUGAUGUCGUAAAAGACGUCCGCGCGCUCGUUCAUGAUGACGACGUUGACGUCAUAGUCAUUUGCGGAGCACCUAUGAUCGGGAAGUCCAUGGUUUUAAUAAAGGCAUUUUUAGAAGAACAAGAACACCUUGAUUCAGAUAACGUGUUUCUUUAUCACAAUUUUGACGACUGCAAAGAGGACGAUGUACAUAGAGCAGAAGAGUCCUGGUCAUUAAAGAUUAACCGAUUUGCUAAAGGUGAAGCAAGUGACAACAAAGUUAAGUAUAAAAUAUUGCUCGAUAGGCUUAUUUCAAGCUAUGAAAAUCAAGUAUAUCUAUAUCUAGACAACGUUGACAUGCUGAAGAAAUGGGAUAAACUAGCGGAGUUUUUAGAGCUGGUAAAGGAUUCCGUAGCAACACACGAUAAUCUCAAAGUGAUUUUCUCAACGUCAACACAAGUUCCAGAAAUAACGAACGGACUAGUUGUUGUCAAAGUUCCGGUAUUACCAAUAGAACAUAUCAGUUCGCUUAUAACCAAUGUGUGUGUCUCCAAACAAGUAAACGUAGAUGAAUCUCAGAAACUGUACAUUCCACUAAUAGGAACAUUAUGUGACGGAAUACCUUACAUUGCGACAACAGCAGGAAGCAUCUUAUCAGAAAACCAAGGUUUGAUAUUGCCAUCUGAGCUUCUCGAGUUAAUGAUAGCUCAAAGGCUGGAAGUUCUCAGUCCGACCAACUAUCCGACGUCGAACAGAUUUGUUGCUUUGACCGGCCCAAUCAGCGAAAGUUCCCUAAAUAUCGAGGUCAGAGACUUCUUGUCUAAUUUAGCACAAAAAUUAAGGUCCACUUUUACGGAAGAUGAAGCCGUACAAUGUAAUGAUGAUACACGCGAUACCGCUGCUAUGGUCAAGAAUUCUAAACUCCGCCCGCUGUUGAUAUGUUGCAUUCUCGCCAAGGACAAAAAGCUUUGCUUACCCACGGUCUUCAAAGAAUGCAAACUUGUUGUAGACAAAAAUUUGGCGCAAGAAAACCACGGAGAAAACGCUGAAGAGGUAAAACGUUUGGAAGAUUGCAGACUGAAUUUAACCAGAGAGAAUCUUACAAGAUUAAAUUUGACAAUCACAGACAGGCAACUGGAAAACCCAAAAGAAGUUGAGAAAAUAAUCAAGAGUCUUAUGGACACAGCAAAGAGAGAACCAGAGGAAAACUUUGAUUCGUUCGGAAGUAAAAUCCUCGAGGAAUUGGGCUUAGACUGCAACUUCUUUGGAAUCCCAGACGUACAAACGCCAGACGGAAAACCCGAGCCCACCGUAGCAUACGGUGGUAGUGGCUCUGGACUAGAAUUCGUUCAACUUCGGAAAGAUGCAUUCAGAAAAGAGUUUUUCGGGAACGAUACUUCCUCAUUAGGAAGUUUAAAUUACGACCAAUUCAGUUAUGCUAACAAAGACCUAUCGGAAAAUCAUAUCAUUAUGAAAUCAGACGAUAUCGUUAGUCAGAAAGAUUUGUUAAGCAAUGGUCCUCAUGCAUUAGAUGUAGAUCCGGAUUACAAAGGUAAUGAAACACUGGAAAGUAUACAUUCUGAAUCUUAUACCUGUAAAAAAGAAACUGUGGCACUAUACGAUCACGAUAUCAAUAAAAUACUUCUACUGAACGAUAACAAAAACACACCAAAGGUCAGAGGUGAACAAAUGCCUUUGCAAUCCAGCGGCCCUAAUGGCAUUAUGUAUGUAAACAACGCAGCAGAAGAAAUAAAAUUACAUCCACAGAUUUCAGAGGAGGACAGCGGGAUUGAGCACGGUAGUGACGUUCAUAUGAGGCGGACAACUGAUUAAUGACAAACACGUUUAUAAGGCUUGCUAGCUGUUGCGAAUUCACUUGGCGCGUACGUUUACAAGGCAGCAUGUUAAUUUGCACCAUACGUCUCUCUUAUAUGUUGUUUUUUAAAUUGCGAAUGCAUAACGUACAUUUAAACUUUAAGUAAGACGAAAGUAAAGUAAGUAUGGUGAAAAGACGGGUUUAACUUGUUUGACGUUGUCCAAGUGUAGUAACAGGUUUAUAGACAAAGAGAAAAACCCCAUCUCCCCGAUAAACAUCAGACUUGCCGGCAGUUGCCACGUAUUAAAUACUUAUAAUAGUUAUUAUUUUACUCAUUCAAUUAUGCAGGGCUUUCGUUUAUUGUCCUAUACAAUUACUCACAGCGAUAUAAUUCUGCAGAAUCUCAAUACCAUAAACAUUAAUACUCAUUUAAGUUGUGUAUGUUAGAAAUAGUUGUGUGUCAAAGUGUAUUUUUUAAAAGUUAGAACCACAUUU
Molecule: messenger RNA, 3301 nt
Organism: Dreissena polymorpha
Lineage: Eukaryota; Metazoa; Mollusca; Bivalvia; Myida; Dreissenidae
Exons: 8
Coding region: 955-2823 (622 amino acids)
Source: RefSeq, a predicted model, not a curated record